AUAGAUAUGAGUUGCUUACUUCAUGCAAGUAACAACGUGAUUUUUCAAUUAAAAUAGAAAUUGAAAAAUGUGAUGGAUAUUAUCAUUAAUAAUAAACAAAAAUGUGUUAUGAGAAUUUUUAAAAUAAAUUAGUCUUCCAAAUAAUUUAUAAAUGUAUUACACUAAUUAUUUAUUAUAUAAUUUUAUUAGUAUUUCUAUAUGCUGUAAUUAAUCAUUUAUUAAAUCUGUUGCAGACAUGUCAGAACAUGUUGAAUUACAUCAUUUACUUGAUGGUGAUACUGAAAGUAAUACAAUAAUACAACAAAAAAGAUUUUCCAUUUUAAUGUGUAAAUCUUGCCCUUAUCUUGGUUUAAUCUUAGCAACAUUAUCAUCAUUAUUUUUUUCAUUAUGCAGUGUUAUUGUGAAAGGUUUAGUCGAAGUAAAUCCAAUGGAAUUGGCAGCAUUUCGAUUUAUGGGUGUAUUACUACCAGCAAUACCAAUUGUAAUAUAUAAAGGAGAACAUCCAUUUCCAAAGGGUCGUAGAUUAAUGCUAAUAUUAAGAAGUUUUGUGGGGACUACUGGUCUCAUGUUAAGUUUCUAUGCAUUUCGGCAUAUGCCAUUAGCUGAUGCAUCUGUUGUAGUAUUUUCUGUUCCUGUAUUUGUAGCUAUAUUUGCAAGAAUAUUUUUAAAAGAACCUUGUGGAUUAUUCAAUGUUAUUACAGUUUGUUUAACAUUGAUUGGCGUAAUCUUAAUAACACGUCCACCCCUUAUCUUUGGACAUACUAUUGAAUCACUUUCAGAUGGACAUGUAAAAACACAACAUGCAGAUUUAUGGGGAGCAAUAGCAGCUUUUUCAGCAACUCUUUUUGGUGCAAAUGCAUAUAUUUUAUUGCGAGCUUUAAAAGGCCUUCAUUUCUCAGUAAUUAUGACAAAUUUUGGAUCAUUUGCCUUGAUUCAGACAAUAGUUAUAUCCUGGGCUAUAGGUGCAUUAUGCUUGCCUCGGUGUGGAACUGACAGACUUCUAGUUGUUGCACUUGCUCUUUUUAGUUUUGGUGGUCAAAUACUAUUAACAUUAGCUUUACAAAUGGAACAAGCAGGACCAGUUGCAAUAGCAAGAUCAGCAGACAUAGUUUUUGCUUUUUUUUGGCAAGUUUUAUUUUUUAAUGAAAUACCAAAUCCUUAUUCAGUUGGAGGAGCCAUUGUAGUCACAAGUUCAGUUUUAUUAACAGGUUUAAGAAAAUGGGCUCUUUCAUUACCAGAAACAUCUAAUGUUAAAAAAUCUUUGGGUAUUUUGAUGUUGUAAAUUAUAAAUUAUAAAUAAGAAAAAUGU
Messenger RNA from Apis dorsata (giant honeybee), 1309 nucleotides. Its product is annotated as solute carrier family 35 member G1. The transcript has 2 exons. Gene Ontology annotation, cellular component: membrane. The record is from RefSeq and is a predicted model, not a curated record. The coding region runs from base 236 to 1282 and encodes 348 amino acids. NCBI's taxonomy places the organism in Eukaryota, Metazoa, Arthropoda, Insecta, Hymenoptera, Apidae.